Capsella rubella is the source of this 1671-nucleotide messenger RNA. RefSeq names its product cytochrome P450 93A3. Lineage: Eukaryota; Viridiplantae; Streptophyta; Magnoliopsida; Brassicales; Brassicaceae. The transcript has 2 exons. The coding region runs from base 1 to 1563 and encodes 520 amino acids. Gene Ontology annotation, molecular function: heme binding; iron ion binding; monooxygenase activity. The record is from RefSeq and is a predicted model, not a curated record.
AUGAGAGAAGUUUUCAGUUUCUUUACGAUACAAAGUCCUAGUGACCACUUCGACUAUGUUAUAGCUACGAUCUUGGUCUCUUCUAUAUUUUGGUACAUAUGGCUUUACGCCAAAUCAAAACAGCGUUUUCCACCGUUACCGCCGGGACCUCGUGGUCUUCCCAUUGUAGGAAACCUCCCAUUCCUCCACCCGGAGCUUCACACUUACUUUCACAAACUCGCUCAAAAACACGGACCUGUCCUCAAACUCUGGCUCGGCGCUAAGCUAACCAUCGUUAUCAGCUCCUCUGAAGCCACGCGCGAGGUUCUAAGAACCAAUGACGUUAUCUUUGCGAACCACGACGUUCCUGUCGUGGGUCCGAUCAGCACGUACGGUGGCAUAGACAUAGUCUGGUCACCGUACGGGCCAGAAUGGCGAAUGUUGCGAAAAAUAUGCAUUAAUAGAUUGCUAAGCAACGCAACGUUGGAUUCGAAUGCUUUCAAUUCACUUCGUUGCCGCGAGACCCGGAAAACGGUCCGGUAUUUAGCAGACCGGGCUCGGACCGGGUCUCCGGUUAACUUAGGGGAACAGAUAUUUGUAACGAUCUUGAAUGUUGUGACUCAGAUGUUGUGGGGAGCGACAGUUGCGGACGGUGAGGAACGAGAGAGUGUUGGAGCUGAGUUCUUGGAGAUAGUGAGAGAGAUCAUUGAUAUUGCGGGAAAGCCUAAUGUCUCUGACUUUUUUCCUGUAUUGAGCCGGUUUGAUCUUCAGGGUUUGGUUAAACGUACGCGUGGACCGGCUCAGAGGUUGGACCGGAUGUUUGACCGGAUUAUAAAUCAACGGGUGAGAAUGGAUAAGGGAAAUGAAAGGAACGGUGAAGAUUUUUUGCAGGUCUUGUUGAAAGUGAAGGAUGAGGAUGACAAGACACCUUUGUCCAUGAACCAUGUCAAGGCUUUGCUCCUGGACAUGGUGCUUGGUGGUACAGACACAUGUUUGAACACAAUAGAGUUUGCAAUGGCAGAGCUUAUUAACAAACCGGAGAUUAUGAAGAGAGCUCAACAAGAGCUCGACAAAAUUGUAGGCAAAAACAACAUUGUUGAAGAAACACAUAUCACUAAACUUCCAUACAUUCUCUGCAUUAUGAAAGAAACCUUAAGGCUUCAUCCAACUCUUCCUCUUCUUAUUCCUCGAUGCCCAUCCGAAACCACGGUUAUAGGUGGCUAUACAAUCCCUAAAGAUUCUAAGGUUUUCAUUAAUGUGUGGGCGAUUCAUAGAAAUCCGAACGUAUGGGAAAAUCCAUUGGAGUUUAAUCCGGAUAGGUUUCUUUAUAAAGUUUAUGACUUUAGUGGUAAUGACUACAAUUAUUUCCCGUUUGGAUCGGGCCGGAGAAUUUGUACGGGAAUGGCCAUGGCAGAUAGAAUUGUUCUUUACAAUCUUGCGACGUUUUUGCAUUCUUUUGAUUGGAAUAUAGGAGAAGGAGAACAAGUGAAGCUAGAGGAGAAGUUUGGUAUUGUGUUGAAGUUGAAGCAUCCACUUGUUGCAACACCCGUGCUAAGGUUGUCGGAUCCAAAUCUUUAUCUUUAAGGUUUUUUUUUUUUUUUUUUUUGGUAUAAUUUUUAUUUUAAGUUUAUGUACAAUGUGACCAUGUCUAAUGUCGUCUUAUGGAUUGUUGUAAUCUUUGUUGCGACAUUA